Messenger RNA from Sitodiplosis mosellana (orange wheat blossom midge), 2688 nucleotides. It is a transcript of the gene hay, whose product is annotated as general transcription and DNA repair factor IIH helicase subunit XPB. Lineage: Eukaryota; Metazoa; Arthropoda; Insecta; Diptera; Cecidomyiidae. Gene Ontology annotation, cellular component: transcription factor TFIIH holo complex; transcription preinitiation complex; nucleotide-excision repair factor 3 complex. Gene Ontology annotation, molecular function: hydrolase activity; ATP binding; DNA binding. The coding region runs from base 189 to 2597 and encodes 802 amino acids. Gene Ontology annotation, biological process: transcription initiation at RNA polymerase II promoter; nucleotide-excision repair. The transcript has 3 exons. The record is from RefSeq and is a predicted model, not a curated record.
CAUCAAACGUCAUUUGUGUAUUGUGAAAUUCGCUGCUUUUUCACAGAGACUGGUGGCGUUUUGUUGUUUAGCUGCAAGAAAUUCGACAAAAAAACAGCUAAUCGCACCAAAUGAAAUUCAUGCAACGAAUUUUCUCAGUAUUUUAUUGCAUUCACUUUUGAACGUAAGCAUUUGUUUUGUGAAUUAAAAUGGCACCACCAAAGAAAUUCUCAAAAAAGUCCGACUCAUCGAAGGCUGCUAGUUUAGCUGCAUCAUCAAAAUAUGAUAAAAAGUAUCAAACCGAUGUGUACGUCGAUGAUGACAGUUCGCAAGGUAAUUUCGAUGAAGACGGUGGUAUACCAGCUGCAGCAGCAAAAAAUGCCGAAAAAUAUGAUGAAUCGGUGAAUGAAGAUGAAUAUGGUGCAAAAGAUUAUCGAUCGCAAAUGGAAUUGAAAAUUGAUCAUGCAUCACGACCACUUUGGGUCGCACCAAACGGUCACAUCUUUUUGGAAUCAUUUUCACCCGUUUACAAACAUGCUCAUGACUUUUUGAUCGCCAUCUCGGAGCCAGUGUGUCGGCCGGAACACAUUCACGAGUACAAACUUACGGCGUACAGUUUGUAUGCGGCUGUUUCAGUUGGAUUGCAAACAAAUGAUAUUAUCGAAUACUUGAAGCGGCUCAGCAAAACGUCAAUACCACAAGGUAUCAUCGAAUUCAUACAACUGUGCACACUGUCGUACGGUAAAGUAAAAUUGGUGCUAAAGCACAAUAAAUAUUUUGUCGAAAGUCCACAUCCGGAAAUCCUGCAGAAAAUUCUAAAAGAUCCCGUUGUUCAAAGCUGCCGAUUGAAACGCAGCGAAAAAGAAGAAGGCGAUGGAUUUAUUGUCAGUGCAGCGGAUAAAACCAAAACCAAUUUGUUCAAUCAAAAUGCACAAAGCGGUGCGGCAGCACCUGGGCAAACUGAGAUUGACAAAUCAAAUGCACCGGUGGACGGCGCCACCGUUGUUCCAGACGAUAUCACCAAUUUCUACGAUAAAAUUGACAACGAAGAUGACGAAGAAAAUCUUAACCUAAAUACUGUGUCAUUUGAGGUGAACCAGGAAAAAAUUGAAGUAUUACAAAAACGAUGCAUCGAAAUUGAACAUCCACUGCUGGCCGAAUAUGACUUUCGAAAUGAUACGGUUAAUCCAGAUAUCAAUAUAGAUCUGAAACCAGCCGCUGUUCUUCGGCCAUAUCAAGAGAAAAGCUUGCGUAAAAUGUUUGGCAACGGACGUGCUCGAUCUGGUGUGAUUGUAUUGCCAUGCGGUGCGGGAAAAUCACUGGUUGGCGUUACUGCAUGCUGUACGGUACGCAAGCGAGCCCUUGUGCUCUGCAACUCCGGCGUUUCGGUCGAACAAUGGAAACAACAAUUUAAAAUGUGGUCAACGGCUGAUGACAGCAUGAUUUGCCGGUUCACAUCUGAUGCAAAAGACAAACCAAUGGGCUGUGGUAUUUUAGUUACAACUUAUUCAAUGAUAACGCACACACAAAAACGUUCCUGGGAAGCGGAACAAACGAUGCGUUGGCUUCAAGAACAAGAAUGGGGUAUUAUGGUUCUGGACGAAGUACACACCAUUCCGGCAAAGAUGUUCCGUCGAGUAUUGACCAUCGUUCAGAGUCACUGCAAACUCGGUCUCACGGCCACACUGCUGCGUGAAGAUGAUAAGAUUGCCGAUUUGAAUUUCUUGAUCGGUCCCAAGCUGUACGAAGCCAACUGGUUGGAAUUGCAGAAGAAAGGCUUCAUUGCACGUGUGCAGUGCGCUGAAGUUUGGUGCCCUAUGAGCCCCGAAUUCUACAAUGAAUAUCUCACGACAAAAACAUCCAAAAAACUAUUGCUGUAUGUGAUGAACCCGUCAAAAUUCCGUGCCACACAGUUUCUCAUCAAAUACCAUGAGCAACGUGGCGACAAAACCAUUGUGUUCAGUGAUAAUGUGUUCGCGUUGAAACAUUACGCCAUCAAAAUGAACAAACCGUACAUUUAUGGUCCCACAUCGCAGAAUGAACGUAUCCAAAUAUUGCAAAACUUCAAAUUCAAUCCCAAAGUAAACACAAUCUUUGUGAGUAAAGUGGCUGACACCAGUUUCGAUUUGCCCGAAGCAAAUGUACUCAUCCAAAUCUCAUCGCACGGCGGUUCACGGCGUCAAGAGGCACAGCGUUUGGGUCGUAUUUUGCGUGCGAAAAAGGGAGCCGUUGCCGAAGAAUACAACGCCUUCUUUUAUACGCUCGUUUCACAAGACACAAUGGAAAUGAACUACUCACGUAAACGUCAACGAUUCUUGGUGAAUCAAGGCUACAGCUACAAAGUGAUCACACAUUUGUCUGGCAUGGAUAAUGAUCCUGAUUUGUUCUACAAAUCACGAGAAGAACAAGGACAUCUACUACAACAAGUGCUUCAAGCGUCAGACAUUGAUUGUGAAGACGAACGACUACCGGGCGAAGGUGGAUUUGCCAAUCGCGGUGGUGUCAAGAGAACUGGCGGGUUGAGCUCGGUUUCUGGCGGCGACGAUGCCGUUUACUAUGAACAAAGACGUAAAGCCGCUCACAACGUUCAUCCAUUGUUUAAGAAAUUCCGAGGAUAAAUUUUUUUUUAUCUUUUGUACGAAUGCUCAUUUGUUGACCUUUUUACAUGAAAUAAAUUUGGACAAAAAAAAUCUGCAAAAAAAUGUGAAA